AUGGUGGAUAAAAUUAAAGAAGAUGCUAUUAUUCAAAACACUUUUCAGAUAUGCUUGAAAAAAGAGGAAUGUAAUAAUAACAAAUUAUAUUUAGAAUCUUAUGUGAAAGAAUUAAAAGAAAACAAUGAGGAAUUAUAUUUUUUGGUUGAUAAUUUAUAUUUUAUUUUACUUCACAAGAUAAGUGAUUUACAUAGACAGAAGAAAAAUUGCUUAAGUUAUUUAUGUUCAUGUGCUUCUCGGUUAGUUGAUAAAAGUUUAUAUAAAGGUAUAAAUAUGAAUAAUAAAGAAAGUGAUAUAAUAAUUAAUGAGAUAUCUGAUCAAAUUGUUAAUUGUGUAAUCAUAUAUUUAGAAAAUUUGGAUAUAUAUCCAAAUAUGAAAAUAAGUAAAAAAGAAAGAAUGGAAGUAUUUUAUGAAUUUUUAAAAAAAUCUUGUACAUCUCGAUUUUUAAAAAAAUUAUUGUCUUUUAUAGAAGAAAACGAUAAAAACGAAGAAGAUGAAAAUAGUAAACAGUUAAAUAAAUUCUUUAAUCCAAUUAUAGAUCUGAUAUUAAGUAAUUUGAAUAAUAGAAGUUUAGUGUAUCCAAAAAAUGAUGUCGCUGUUUUGUUCAGUUUCUUGACAGGUUUCAAACCUAUAGCUGAUUUGAUAACACAUAACAAGUCUAUGUUUUUAUAUAUAAAUGUGAAAGAUCGUAUGAAGGAUAAUAUGAAUUGUGAUAUAAAAAAGGAAAGUGAUAAAAAUUUAUUAUCAACAUGUAAGAGUAUGCCUGUAAAUACCAUGGGUUCUUCUACAAGUAAUAUAACAACAAAUCAUAAUAAUAACAGCAAUGGUACUAAUGAUGUUCCACAAGAGGGACCUACGACCAUCAACUCUACUAAUAAUAAUGUGAAUAAUAAUAAUGAUAAUAAUAAUAAUAAUGUGAAUAAUAAUAAUGAUAAUAAUAAUAAUAAUGUGAAUAAUAAUAAUGUGAAUAAUAAUAAUAAUGUGAAUAAUAAUAAUGUGAAUAAUAAUAAUAAUGUGAAUAAUAAUAAUAAUGUGAAUAAUAAUAACAUAAAUAAUAACAUAAAUAAUAACCUUAGUAAUAAUAACAUCAAUCGUAGAAGCGUGCCAUACACACAUUUCCAUAGCAGCAUUAUACAAAAUAGUUAUUCGCGCUUUAGUAGAGAUAAAGAAAUUAGUACUUGUGGAUACAACUUCCAAUUGAAUAGCUUACUAGGUCGCCUAAUUUCACCUACAAUUAUUAAUAUGCCAAAUAUAAUUAAAAAAGAGGAGAUUGCUAUGUAUAAAUAUUUCUUUAACAGUAAUACAAAUAGUUUAAAUAAGAUGACACUAAAUGGAUUAAAAAAUACAUAUACUUUAUUAAGAAAGGACACAGAUUGGAUUUUAGAAAAUUGUGUAGAAAUUAUAAAGAACUUAUUAAAAAGUAGUAGUGAUAGUAAAAAGAUAAUAUUGCUAUGGAUAAAUUGUAUUCUUAUCUCUAAUGAGAAGAAAACAAAAAUAAUGUAUCAUUAUUCUACAUAUCCACAAUCAUUAGAUACUUCUUAUGGAUUAUUUUUAAAAUUGUUAGGAGAAAAUUCUUAUGGAUUUUGUCUUAAUAUGUUUUGGGUUUUAUUAUGUUUAUGUGAACCUAUAACUGUAAAUAAAAUUAACGAUUUGGAUUUUUUUUUCUUUUUAAGAAAUGACCCGUUCUCUAAAUUUUUAUUAAAAAAUAUUACAAACCAAUCGUCGUUUGAAGAUAAAUCCAAUGUCGAAAAAAUUAAGAAAAAUGUUGAACGUUCCGAAUGUUUUCAAAAAGAGCCUAAAUUUAUCACAUGUAUAUUUUGGAUGACCUUUAAAUCAUUGAGUGUAUUUUUUAAACCUGCUGUAGAUGAAUUUAUUAAAAUAGUUCAAGAAGCGGGCAAUGCCAAAGAUAAAGAUUUCUAUUAUAUGAAUAUACAUGCAUGGAAGAUUUUCCUGUAUAACACUCGCUUUAAUCAAUUAUUGUUUAAAUUUUUACAUUUAUGUAUGAAUUAUUUUCUUCAUGUAGCAUAUAUAUAUGAUAUAAAUGGAAAUAUUAAUAAUUCUAUGAGAACUUGUUUGAAUGAACAUAAUAAUAGUUUAGUACAUUUGGUUUUAAAAUGCUGUCCUCCUCCUAACGAGAAAUAUUAUAAUAAUACUAAAGAAGGUACAACCGAGGGUAGUAAUAUGGUUUCGCACAUGAGGGAAAAUGAAAAAGUGGAAAGGAAUGAACCUAUUGAAGAAAAUAAAAGAAUUGAAAAUAAUGAUGGGGUUGUCGAAAAUAACCAAAUGAAUGAAUCAGGAAGAAAUGGUUCCCUAGAUGAGGAAGUUAAUAGAGACGAAAGAGAAGGAAUCAACAUAUGUAAUGAAAGAAAUAAUAGGGUAUCAUUAGGUAUAAAUAAUAACGAAGAGAAUACCCCAAUGGUGAUAAGACCUUUGGAUGGAUCAGAUGAUCGUUUAUAUGCAUCUCCACACUUUUCUAUAAUACCUACUUUUUUUUUAAGUGAUAUAUUUGAAAUUUUAUAUUUAUUAUACGAAUUAGAUUUAUUUAAAAGUCCGAAUAAUGAAACAUUAAUGAAUUAUUUAGAUAUAGAUUUGUUUUUAGCCUUUUCUAUAUUUACAAUGUUAAGUGAAAAUCAUAUUAAGAGUAUUCAUUUAAGAUGUGAAUCAGCACCUAAAACAUUUUCAUUUUUAUAUAAAUUAGAUAAUUUAAAAAAAGUAAUUGAAGAAUCUGAAUUGACUAAAAAAUAUAUAAUAAAAUCAUUAACAAAUGUAUUUAUAGCUUCACAAAAAGGAGAAUAUACGGAAAGAAUGCAAACACGUGUACGUAUAGUAGAGAACUUUAAUAGUUUCUUUUUAAAUAAAACAUAUGUAAAUCAAUUUACACAAUUAGUUAUAAAUAAUAAUAAUUUAUUUGUUCACUUGAUACAUUUAUUAUUAAAUGAUGUAAGUUUCCUAGUUGAAGAGGUUGUGUCUUAUUUAUCUGAAAUAAAAAGAAGAGAAGAAAAUAAUAAGAAGAAAAAGGAUUCCCAACAAGAAAAUGAACAAGAAGCAAAUUCAAAUUCUUAUUUAAAUGCGACUACAAGGAAUAAUAGAACAUCAAAUGGAAGUAGCAAUUCUGUAGCUAAUCUAAACUAUUCAUCUUUAAAUAAUAACAGUAAUAACAAUAAUAAUAACAAUUUUAAUGAUUCCUCAUUUAAUAGUGAUAAUAAUAGUGAUGAUGGAGAAGAAGGUGGAAUGGAUUAUGAUUUAUCAAAUGAAAGUAUGAGAAACCUAGCAGCCAAAACAAAAAUGAUUAUAACAUAUUGCUAUAAGUCAUGCAUAUUUUUAAAUUUAUUAUGUAAAAAUUAUCCAAAUAAUAUACUUACAUCCAAUACCAUUCUUUCACAAAUCGUUACAUGCUUAAACUGUUAUUUUGAUUAUUUAGUUGGUCCCAAAUGUUUAAAUAUCAAAGUUAAAAAUAUGGAACAAUAUAAUUUUAGACCACAAUUAUGGCUCACCAGUAUAGUAGAGUCUUAUCUAUUCUUAUUGAAUUCAGAUAAAGAACACGAAGAGUUGUUAAUUAGAGAAAUAGCAAAUGAAGGAAGAUAUUAUAAAGCUGAAAUUUUUAAUAAAGCUUAUUAUAUAUGUAAAAGAGAAGGAUUAUUACACAAAGAAGAAUUAAAUAAAUUUAAAAACUUUUGUCAAGAAAUUGUAGAUAUGAAAGAUGAAGUAGAAUUAUUUAAUGAUGUUGAUGAUAUACCUGAUAAUUUCUUAGAUCCAAUUCUACAAGAUAUUAUGUUAGAUCCCGUCCUUUUACCUACAUCUGGUAUUAUUAUUGACAGAAAGAAUAUUGAAAGACAUUUAAUGAGUGAACCUAAUGAUCCAUUUAAUAGAGCCCCACUUUCAAAAGAACAGCUAGUACCCAUGCCACAGCUAAAGGAAGAAAUUCAAAAUUACAUAAAUAAAUUAAGACAAGAAAAAAAAAAAAAAAAAAAAAAAAUCGAUAAUAUAGACUUUGAUGUAGAAAAUGAACCAUUCCCAAAUUUUCAUCAGGAACAAAAUGGAGAAGUCCAAAAAAAUGAAACUUCAAAUAUGUAA
Messenger RNA from Plasmodium reichenowi, 4074 nucleotides. Its product is annotated as ubiquitin conjugation factor E4 B, putative. Gene Ontology annotation, biological process: protein polyubiquitination. The transcript has a single exon. Lineage: Eukaryota; Apicomplexa; Aconoidasida; Haemosporida; Plasmodiidae. The record is from RefSeq and is a predicted model, not a curated record. Gene Ontology annotation, cellular component: nucleus; cytoplasm; ubiquitin ligase complex. Gene Ontology annotation, molecular function: ubiquitin-ubiquitin ligase activity. The coding region runs from base 1 to 4074 and encodes 1357 amino acids.